AUGAGUUUCCUAAGCAUUUUUACUUUUUUCAGCGUCCUUAUUUCUGUUGCAACAACCGUCAGAUUUGAUUUGACUAACGUUACCUGUAAGGGCCUACAUGGACCUCAUUGUGGUACCUACGUUAUGGAAGUCGUUGGUCAAAACGGUACAUUUUUGGGUCAAUCUACGUUUGUUGGCGCCGACGUCUUGACUGAAAGCGCUGGUGAUGCUUGGGCAAGAUAUUUGGGCCAGGAAACAAGAUUCCUCCCAAAGUUGACUACUAUUGCUAGUAACGAGACAAAGAACUUUUCUCCACUCAUCUUCACCACCAAUAUCAACACUUGUAACCCUCAAUCCAUUGGUGACGCUAUGGUUCCUUUUGCUAACACUGUUACUGGUGAAAUUGAAUAUAACUCUUGGGCAGACACUGCUGAUAACGCUUCCUUCAUAACCGGUUUAGCUAACCAAUUGUUCAACUCUACCGAUUAUGGCGUUCAAGUUGCUUCCUGUUACCCAAAUUUUGCUUCUGUUAUCUUAAGCACCCCAGCUGUGAAUAUUUUCGGUAAGGAUGACACAUUACCAGAUUAUUGUACCGCCAUUCAGCUAAAGGCCGUUUGUCCACCAGAAGCUGGUUUUGAUUAA
This is a messenger RNA of Saccharomyces cerevisiae S288C, 621 nucleotides long. RefSeq names its product Vel1p (gene VEL1). The record is from RefSeq and is marked reviewed. The coding region runs from base 1 to 621 and encodes 206 amino acids. NCBI's taxonomy places the organism in Eukaryota, Fungi, Ascomycota, Saccharomycetes, Saccharomycetales, Saccharomycetaceae. Gene Ontology annotation, cellular component: cytosol. The transcript has a single exon.